Telopea speciosissima is the source of this 1566-nucleotide messenger RNA. RefSeq lists its product as uncharacterized. The coding region runs from base 16 to 1533 and encodes 505 amino acids. NCBI's taxonomy places the organism in Eukaryota, Viridiplantae, Streptophyta, Magnoliopsida, Proteales, Proteaceae. The transcript is spliced from 4 exons. The record is from RefSeq and is a predicted model, not a curated record.
GAUCUAAGUUUAGGAAUGACAGUAAGAAUGGAGGGCUGGAUAAUUAGUUGCUUCCUUUUGCUUGCUUUUUUCUCUGGUUCUUCUUCUGGAUCAUCAUCACUUGCUGUAGUCUCCAAUAGAGAAGAAGAAGAUUAUGUAUCUGCAGUUGGUGAUCCUGGAAUGAGAAGAGAUGAUCUAAGGGUUGCAAUUGAGGCUUGGAAUCAGUGCAAUGAGGUUGGACAUGAAGCUCCCUUCAUGGGUAGCCCCAGAGCUGCUGAUUGCUUCGACAUUGACUAUUCUACAUUCCCAGAUGUCAGGUUAAUACACAAGGUGGAUGAGAUAGACAACAGGUUAGGUGUGAAUAACUCUGUUUUUGGUAGAUUAGUACACAAUGUAGACCAUUUUGCAGCCAAGAAAGAGAUCUACUUGGGUCACAAAUGCCAGGUAUGGGAUGUACCAAGGCCAUGGCAGUUUUGGAUGAUCAUGCUCAAGAGUGGCAACAUGGAUACACUUGCGGCGGUGUGCCCAGAGAAUGGGAAGAAAUCAAAACCUUUUCCACCUGAAUCAAGGUUCCCAUGCUCUGGCAAAGGUUGCAUGAACAUGCCAUUGAUAUACCACAACUACACAAGCUUACAUCAAGGAAGAAAGGGGAUUACUACCCUAAGAGGUAGUUUCUAUGGGACUUGGGACUUAGAUGCCAAUGUUAAGAAUGGGCCAAUUUCAAAUACCUCUUACUUCAAAGUGACUUGGGUGAAGAAGCCUGGGAAGGGUAGUUGGAAGUUCCAUAAUGUGUUGAGGACAAAUCAUAAGUAUCCAUGGCUUAUGCUCUACUUAAGAUCAGAUGCAACCACAGGAUUUUCUGGUGGAUAUCAUUACCAAACAAGGGGAAUGUCAAAAAUUAUUCCAAAGUCACCCAAUUUCAAAGUGAAGUUCACUCUAGACAUAAAGAAAGGUGGAGGCCCAAGUAGCCAAUUCUAUCUCAUGGACAUUGGAAGUUGUUGGAAGAAUGAUGGAAGUCCUUGUGAUGGCAAUGUAACAACUGAUGUAACAAGAUACAGUGAGAUGAUAAUCAAUCCCAGCGCCGAAGCAUGGUGUCGCCCUGAUGACCUUAGACUCUGUCCACCUUAUCAUACAUUUUCUAAUGGCACCAGAAUCCAUCGCGCAGACAAGAAGAACUUCCCUUAUGAGGCUUACCAUGUGUAUUGCUCUCCAGGGAAUGCAGAACAUAUAGAGGAACCAUUUAACUAUUGUGAUCCAUAUAGCAAUCCUCAACCCCAGGAGAUACUGCAAAUAUUACCACAUCCAGUCUGGGGAGAAUAUGGGUACCCAACAAAGAAAGGUGAGGGAUGGAUUGGUGAUUCCAGGACUUGGCAGCUGGAUGUAGGGAGGUUGUCUCAGUCACUGUAUUUCUACCAGGACCCAGGAACUAAGCCAGUAGAGAGAACUUGGCCAUCCAUCAAUUUGGGUACUGAGAUAUAUAUAAGCAAGACAGAUGAAGUUGCAGAGUGGAUUGUUAGUGACUUCGACAUUAUUGUUCCAAAUGGGAAUGUAUAAUUAAUCAUGAAUUAACAAAGCCUAAUACACCAU